This is a messenger RNA of Eucalyptus grandis, 3556 nucleotides long. Its product is annotated as C2 and GRAM domain-containing protein At5g50170. Lineage: Eukaryota; Viridiplantae; Streptophyta; Magnoliopsida; Myrtales; Myrtaceae. The record is from RefSeq and is a predicted model, not a curated record. The transcript has 9 exons. The coding region runs from base 309 to 3311 and encodes 1000 amino acids.
AAAAAAACCGUCUUCGAGAAGUUGUCGUCCUCACCUCGACGUCUCCGAAACGCCGGAACCGAACCGCCUCUGCUCUCCCCUCCAUUGCACUCUUCGAUGUUUUCUCUCUCCAUCUCCUACGUGUCCCCCUCUCUCGCCUCCACGUUCCUUCCCCCCGUGGCUCCACUUCAACGUCUCUCCUUCUCUCUCAUCCACCACCACCACCUCCUCCACCGCCACCAGGAACGCACGCCCGCAUUCCGUAUCCGGAACCGAUAGCAGACCCACUCGAGAUCUCUAGGACUCGUCCGAGGUCGUUUGCUUCAGCCAUGAGGGUGUACGUGUACGUGCUGGAGGCGAAGGGGUUGCCCGUGAGGGACUCGUACGUGAAGGUCCAGGUCGGGAAGCUCAAGUCCAAGACUAGGGUCGUGGAGCGCGCCGAGAACCCGCGGUGGAACGAGGAGUUCGUGUUCAGGGUGCACGACUGCGAGGAGGAGGUGGUCCUGUCCGUUUACCACCAUGAGGAUGGCCGCGGGGGGCUCUUCGGCUCGUCGGGGGAAUUGCUGGGUCGGGUCAAGAUUCCGGUUUGGUCCGUCGCCGACGAGGAGAACCGGAUAUUGCCGCCGACGUGGUUCGCCGUCGGGAAGCCUAAGGCGGGGAAGUUCAUACGAAAGGAUUGCGGGAAGAUACUUGUAUCGAUUUCCUUGCAUGGAAGUCUCCAGGACACGUCUUCCGACAGUCCACUCUUUCCCAGUUCAAAUAUCAACUCCAAUCAGGCUGAAGAAGAGAUGGCUUUAGCUAAAUCUCAAGCCCAGAAGAUACAAGAUGGGAAACAUUGGAUGAAGGCUAUCGCAAAUCGUUUGGAGAAAAUCUUUGCCAAACAUGAGGAUGUGUCAGAAACUUGUGCCUCAUCAGAAGUAUCUGGUACUCCAUCAGAUUAUGAGGAUUGUGUGGAAAAACAACAGUCUGAUUACAGCUUUGAAGAAGCUCUUUCAAUGAUGCAGUCAAGGGAUUGCCAAAGAGAAAUGCCUGAAGACCUUCAAGGAGGCAUUCUGUGUGAUCAGAUCUAUGUUGUACGACCAUAUGAUUUGAACAUUUUUCUCUUUGCACCAGACUCUAAGUUCAGGAGAGACCUGGCUAACCUGGAGGGAACGACAGAUUUAGAAGAGGAGCUGUGGACGUUGAAACAAGAAGAUCCGCCACUUUUAACACGAACUGUUACCUCUACUAAGGCUGCCACAAAGUUAGUGAAGGCUGUGAAAGCGACCGAGCAACAAUCUUACCUUAAAGCAGAUGGAAAACACUUUGCUAUCUUUGUAGAGGUAAGUACUCCCGAGGUUCCUUAUGGGAAUGCAUUCAAAGUGGAGUUGCUUUACAAGAUCAUGCCUGGACCAGAAGAAGGAUCAGGAGAAGAGUCUGCACGUCUAAUAAUCUCUUGGAGGGUGAAUUUCCACCAGAAAACCGUGAUGAGAGGUAUGAUCGAAGGAGGUGCUCGUCAAGGUCUAAAGGACAGUUUUUAUCAUUUUGAGAACUUACUGGCUCAAAGUUUUAGGACACUGGAUUCUGCAGAGUUGUCGGACAAAGGUCAGAUCAUUGCAUCCCUGGAAAAUGAACAGCAGUCAGAUUGGCAAUUGGCCAUCAAAUACUUCUGCAAUUUCACCAUGCUUUCCACCAUUUGUAUGGUUGUGUAUGUCAUUAUACACAUUCUACUUUGCAAGCCUAGUGAACCACGGGGUUUGGAAUUCCUAGGUAUUGAUUUGCCAGAUAGCCUUGGAGAGCUCAUUGCAUGCGGAAUAAUAACCAUUCAGGUGCAACGUGUUUUCUACAUGGCUUCACAUUUUGUGCAAGCCAGGUUGCAGAGAGGUAGCGACCAUGGCAUCAAAGCCCAAGGUGAUGGAUGGAUUCUUACUAUAGCUUUGAUAGAAGGGACGAACGUGGCAUCCUUGUCUUCAACCGGAUAUUCUGAUCCAUAUGUGGUUUUCACAUGCAAUGGUAGAACAAAGACGAGUUCUGUUAAGCUCCAAACUUGUGAUCCUCAAUGGAAUGAAAUAGUGGAGUUUGAUGCUAUGGAAGAACCGCCUUCAAUUUUAGAUGUGGAGGUUUUUGAUUUCGAUGGUCCAUUUGAUCAGGCCACUUCUCUAGGGCAUGCUGAGAUCAAUUUUUUGAAACAUACAUCCACUGAUCUUGCGGAUAUGUGGAUCUUCCUUGAGGGGAAGCUGGCUCAGUCUGCUCAGUCGAAGUUGCACCUGAGAAUCUUUUUGGACAACAACAAUGGAGUGGAAACAAUUAAGGAGUAUCUAACAAAGAUGGAGAAGGAAGUGGGAAAGAAGUUGAGUAUGAGGUCACCUCACAGAAAUUCUACAUUCCAGAAACUGUUCAAGUUGCCACCGGACGAGUUUCUCAUCAGUGAUUUUGCCUGUUCGCUCAAGAGAAAAUUGCCUUUACAGGGCCGCCUUUUCCUAUCUUCAAGAAUUGUCGGGUUUUACGCCAAUUUGUUUGGUCAUAAAACCAGGUUUUUCUUCCUUUGGGAAGACAUUGAAGAUAUUCAAGAGCUUCCACCCUCAUUCAUUUCUGUGGGUAGUCCAUCCCUUGUCAUCAUUUUGCGUAAGGGUCGAGGUAUGGAUGCAAUGCACGGCGCAAAGUCUCAAGAUGAAGAAGGCAGGCUUAGGUUCCAUUUUCAAUCAUUUGUUUCGUUUAAUUCAGCAAGCAGGACAAUUGUGGCCCUGUGGAGGACCCGAGCUCUGAUGCCUGAGCAGACAGAGCAGAUUGCCAAAGAGCAGUAUGAUCAAGAAAACACCACUGUGUUGGUUGAUGAAGCGACCAUUCUGGAUAAAAAAGAUGCAGACAUGUCCAUAAUCUACUCUGCCGAACUCCCUAUUGAGAUAAGCUCCUUGAUGGAACUCUUUGGUGGAGGGAAGAAGGAGCAUCAAAUCAUGGAAAAAUCCGGUUGCCUUAAUUAUUCAGCUACUGAAUGGGAACAUGUGAAGCCUGGUACCUUUGAGCGCUCGGUCUCAUACAAAUUCAAUCGCCACAUUUCGAUAUUUGGAGGGGAAGUCACCAUCACGCAGCAGAAAGUUUCUACUGAUGAUGGGUGGACAGUCGAUGAGGUCAUGGCCCUCCACAAUAUCCCAUUUGAAGAGUAUUAUCGAGUGCAGUUAAAAUAUAAGAUCGAGAAAUCGGGCCAAAAUCACAGCUCCUGCAAGUGCGACGUCUAUAUUCACAUCAUCUGGCUCAAAAGCACCAAGUUCCAGCACAGGAUUACUCGCAACAUAACCAGUAAAUUGUCCCAGAGAUUAAAGGACAUUUUUGAGCUAGUAGAGAGACUCUCUUAGCGACACGUCUUCUUAAGUCUCAGGUACCCCGACUCUUAAAAUUAUCACUGUAUCAACAAGUCAAUGAAAAUUAUCACUGUAUCAACAAGUCAAUGAGAGAUAUCACACGUGUUGUUGUAGUCCUGUUUCUUCUUUGUUGAUUGAAUAGGAAGACAAUUUUUUUUUUCCUCAGUGAUUGGCUGUUAAGUGUGACAGAAUGAACCGAAACUGCUGACUGCAUCAUGCUCUAACUCGGCAUGUUGCGA